AUGAACUUGGUACGGAGCCCACAAGCCGGAGCUAUUGUGCUCUUUUCUGGGACAACCAGAGACAACUUCGGUGGCAAACCUGUCAAGGAGCUCCAGUACUCAGCCUACAAGCCCAUGGCACUCCGGACCAUGAUGAAGAUCGCUCAAGACAUCUAUUCCAAACACUCCUUGAAAGGGGUCGCGAUGAUUCAUAGGCUUGGCAUUGUCCCCAUUGGCGAGGAGAGCAUCCUCAUCGCUGUCUCCUCUCCGCACCGCAAAGCAGCAUGGAGCGCGGGAGAAGAGGCCCUGGAAGAGGUCAAAGCAAAGGUCGAGAUUUGGAAGCAGGAGAUGUUCCAUGGAGAAGAGGGUGUUUGGCGAGCGAACCGAGAUGGUGUCAUGGGGCAAAAGGUGCAUGACGAGAAGACGUAG
Phaeoacremonium minimum UCRPA7 is the source of this 408-nucleotide messenger RNA. RefSeq names its product putative molybdenum cofactor synthesis protein 2b protein. Gene Ontology annotation, biological process: Mo-molybdopterin cofactor biosynthetic process. Lineage: Eukaryota; Fungi; Ascomycota; Sordariomycetes; Togniniales; Togniniaceae. Gene Ontology annotation, cellular component: cytosol. Gene Ontology annotation, molecular function: molybdopterin synthase activity. The transcript is spliced from 2 exons. The record is from RefSeq and is a predicted model, not a curated record. Bases 1 to 408 code for a protein of 135 amino acids.